Teleopsis dalmanni is the source of this 434-nucleotide messenger RNA. RefSeq names its product small nuclear ribonucleoprotein F (gene SmF). The transcript has 2 exons. Gene Ontology annotation, molecular function: RNA binding. Gene Ontology annotation, biological process: mRNA splicing, via spliceosome; spliceosomal snRNP assembly. The coding region runs from base 111 to 377 and encodes 88 amino acids. The record is from RefSeq and is a predicted model, not a curated record. Gene Ontology annotation, cellular component: catalytic step 2 spliceosome; U1 snRNP. NCBI's taxonomy places the organism in Eukaryota, Metazoa, Arthropoda, Insecta, Diptera, Diopsidae.
CAGGGUUUUGAAUCUUCUUUCAGUUAUGGUUUGCUCUUAAAUUGCGGCUCAAAGUAAGUGCUGAAAUAUAUUUUGAAAUAUAUAGUUUGUGGUUGUUAAGAUAUAAAAACAUGUCUGCUGCUAUGCCUAUAAAUCCAAAACCAUUUUUAAAUGGAUUAACUGGUAAGGCUGUAAUUAUUAAAUUGAAAUGGGGACAUGAAUAUAAGGGAUACUUAGUUUCCGUUGAUGGUUAUAUGAACAUGCAGCUAGCAAACACUGAAGAACAUGUAGAUGGACAAAUUGCUGGAAACCUAGGCGAAGUUCUUAUUCGUUGUAAUAAUGUUCUUUAUAUAAAAGGUAUUGAUGAUGAUGAUGAGGAAGGAGAAAUGAGAGACUAAAACAUAAAAAUAGUCACUAUUUUGUGUUAUAUAUAAAAUAAAACAAAUUUUUAUAAA